AGCAACGGAAGAAAUACUCCAAUGUUAUAAUGCAGGAGACGUCUCAGUAUCAUGUGGAGCACCUGUCCACCUUCAUGAUGGACAAGACAGAGUCCAUUGCUACAGUGGACGAUGCCAUUAAGAAGCUGGUGCUACUGAACUCUAAAGACAAGAUCUGGACCCAGGAGAUGCUGCUUCAGGUCAGCGACAAGGCUGUACGGCUACUGGACGUUGAUACACAGGAAGAGUUGGAGAACUUCCCCCUGCCUACGAUCCACCACUGUCAGACAGUGUUGAAUCAGACCAGGUAUCCAUCUGUCCUUCUGCUGGUGUGUCAAGACACCGAACAGCACAGACCUGACAUACACUUCUUCUACUGUGACGAGGUCGAGGCAGAGAUGGUCCAUGCAGACAUCGACAGUGCCCUGGGUGACAACAAACAUGGGAAGAAGAUGCGACCACAGACCUUGAAGGUGAACCAGGAGAAGAUGAAGCGCCACAGAGAGACCAUCAUCCCCGCCUCCUCGGCCCCUAAAGGCCCGACCCCAGGAGGCCGCGUGGCUGCCAUGAACAUGCAGGAUGUGGAAAGACGAGGUUCCGCGCAGCAGGACCCAGAGUCCCACGAGAAGCUGGCCCAGCGCAUUGAGAAGGACGUGCAAAUCCUGAACUGUUCCCUGGAUGACAUUGAGGUGUUUGUGUCUCGGCUGCAGAAGGCUGCAGAGGCCUUCUCUCAGCUCCACCAGCGCAACAAGAGUAAGAAGAGUAAGAAGAAAGGCCCAGCAGACGGCAUGCUGACCCUGAGAGCGAAGCCCCCCUCCGAGGCAGAGUUCAUUGAUAGCCUACAGAAACUGAAGCUCGCCUUCAACCUACUGGCCAAACUGAAGAAGCACAUCCAGAAUCCCAGUGCUUCUGAACUGGUGCACUUCCUCUUUGGCCCCCUGGAUUUGGUUCUCCAGUCCUGUGGUAGUCCAGAGCUGCCACGCUCCGUGGUCUCCCCUCACCUGUCCAGAGAUGCAGUAGACUUCCUGAGAGGUCACCUGUCGCCUAAGGAGAUGACCAUCUUUGAACUGCUGGGAGACGGGUGGACACGACCUAGGGCGGACUGGCCGCGGGACCAGUGUGCUCCUACUUACUUCCCUAAAUUCAGGAACGGGUGGGAGCCCCCAGCUGAGCUGUUCAGGACCUCCCCGUGGGAGACAGAGGGAUCAGGGGAACCUCCCAGGUCCCCCAUAUCCAACCUCAUGUCCCCCUUCAAGUCAGAUGAGAUUUUUGGAACCCAGUCUUUAAACUCAUCGAAUGGGUCCAACAAUGGGCUGACCUCCUUGUCCCGUAAAUAUGCCAAGAUCCGCUACCACUUUGUGGCCCGCAAUGCCAACGAACUGUCAGUACUGCAGGACGAGGUGCUUGAGGUGAUAGAGGACGAUAAACAGUGGUGGAAACUGAGGAACAGGAGUGGCCAGUCAGGAUACGUCCCCCACAACAUCCUGGAUGUGGUCAUACUAGAGGAACCACACGGCAUGGCUGAACCUCUCUAUAGCCAGGUUGGCCAGCCCUACAGCCCGACCUCUCCCUCCAGCUCUCUAGGUAGAGGGGAGAGCUUUGACCUGGGCCGCUUCAAAGAAUCUCGGACACACCAGAUGGAUGAGGUGAAUGAUGAGUUGUUGAAGAGGAUCACUACUAAUAAGUCCAAUCCUCCGGGCCGUAACUUCAGGGUGGAACGCCCCUCAGACAGCAGCUCCUCUCCUCCUCUCACAUUAGACUCCAGCCCACCGCAGGUCACCGCCUGGCUCAAUGCCAAGGGAUUCUCUAAACCGACGGUGGAGUGCCUGGGGAACCUGACGGGUGCUCAGCUCUUCUCUCUGAACAAGGAGGAACUGAAGGCAGUGUGUGGAGACGAGGGAGCCAGGGUCUACAGCCAGACCACCGUGCAGAAAGCCCAGCUAGAGAAGAGCAGUGGGGAUUCAGAGCUCCAAGAGAUCAUGAGACGACGACAGGAGAAGAUCGAUGCCGGCAAGGACUAAUCUGAGCGUGGUCAAUGACUGUCAACCAAUCACAGCUCAGCACGGCUGGUCACCAUAACAACCCUCUCCAGUACCAACCAACCAGAAGCCUUCCCCUCCCACAGUGCCCACCAUUUCACCAACUAUUUUGAUCAGACAAUCAACAGUUAACAUUGGCAUUUAAUAUAAAUGUUAUAUACAUUUAUUUAAAUUAUAUAUUUAUUUUUCUUCUUAGUGAAUGUGUAUGUUUACCUUUUUCUUCAAUGAUGUUCUCUAGUAAUUAUGACUGUUGCUUUUUGCUGCUUUGCCUGACAAUGUUUCUAACUUUGUAUAGUGGUGAGGGACCAUAUUAAUUUACAGAUAGUAGUGAGGGACCAUAUUAAUUUACAGAUAGUAGUGAGGGACCAUAUUAAUUUACAGGUAUAGUGUGAGGGACCAUAUUAAUUUACAGAUAAUAGUGAGGGACCAUAUUAAUUUACAGAUAAUAGUGAGGGACCAUAUUAAUUUACAGAUAAUAGUGAGGGACCAUAUUAAUUUACAGAUAAUAGUGAGGGACCAUAUUAAUUUACAGAUAAUAGUGAGGGACCAUAUUAAUUUACAGAUAAUAGUGAGGGACCAUAUUAAUUUACAGAUAAUAGUGAGGGACCAUAUUUAUUUACCGGUAUAGUGUGAGGGACCAUAUAAAUGUACAGGUAUAGUGGUGAGGGACCAUAUUAAUUUACAGGUAUAGUGUGAGGGACCAUAUUAAUUUACAGAUAGUAGUGAGGGACCAUAUUAAUUUACAGAUAGUAGUGAGGGACCAUAUUCAUUUACAGAUAGUAGUGAGGGACCAUAUUAAUUUACAGAUAAUAGUGAGGGACCACAUUUAUUUACCGGUAUAGUUUGAGGGACCAUAUACAUUUACAGGUAUAGUGUGAGGGACCAUAGUCAUUUACAGGUAUAGUGUAAGGGAGAUGGUUUGUGCAUCUGUGAGUUUGUGCAGCUGAGUGUGUGUGUGUGAGUGCGUAUGUGACUGAUGGCUGUGUGUGACUGACGGCUGUGUGUGACUGACGGCUGUGUGUGACUGACGGCUGUGUGUGACUGACGGCUGUGUGUGACUGACGGCUGUGUGUGACUGACGGCUGUGUGUGACUGACGGCUGUGUGUGACUGACGGCUGUGUGUGACUGACGGCUGUGUGUGACUGACGGCUGUGUGUGACUGACGGCUGUGUGUGACUGACGGCUGUGUGUCCCUGACGGCUGUGUGUGACUGACGGCUGUGUGUGACUGACGGCUGUGUGUGACUGACGGCUGUGUGUGACUGACGGCUGUGUGUGACUGACGGCUGUGUGUGACUGACGGCUGUGUGUGACUGACGGCUGUGUGUGACUGACGGCUGUGUGUGACUGACGGCUGUAUGUGAGUCCAUGUUUUAUUUUCAGGGAAUUCUUGAAGAAAUGUUUUUUGUGAAAUCGAAUCAAUAAGGUCCUCAAUGUAUAUUGUCAAAUUGGAUGUUAAUGUUCACAUAUCUGAUUAUACUCCAGUGUAUUAAAAUGUUAUACUGUGUACUGAAUAAUGCUACAUUAUAAUUUUGAGCAGUCUGUAUUCUAUACUCAUAUCCAGUCACACUGUCCAAAUUGCUAAAUAUCCUCUAACUAUUACUAAAUAUAGUUCUGUAAUUCAUUUCACAUAUCCUCCAACUUUUGCAUCCCUGUGCCACAGUCUAUAUGAAGUAUGUUUUAACGUUUACAAUUUUCAUCCAAUCACAUUUCUGUUCUGUGUACACGUGUUCAUUCCUUCAAUAAUAAACCCGAGUUCAAUUCUA
Messenger RNA from Salvelinus fontinalis (brook trout), 3784 nucleotides. RefSeq names its product epidermal growth factor receptor kinase substrate 8-like protein 2. Gene Ontology annotation, cellular component: vesicle; plasma membrane; ruffle membrane. The record is from RefSeq and is a predicted model, not a curated record. Gene Ontology annotation, biological process: regulation of Rho protein signal transduction; positive regulation of ruffle assembly; Rho protein signal transduction. Gene Ontology annotation, molecular function: actin binding. Lineage: Eukaryota; Metazoa; Chordata; Actinopteri; Salmoniformes; Salmonidae.